Siniperca chuatsi (mandarin fish) is the source of this 2133-nucleotide messenger RNA. RefSeq names its product zinc finger protein Gfi-1-like. The transcript has 6 exons. Gene Ontology annotation, biological process: regulation of transcription by RNA polymerase II. The record is from RefSeq and is a predicted model, not a curated record. The coding region runs from base 437 to 1414 and encodes 325 amino acids. Lineage: Eukaryota; Metazoa; Chordata; Actinopteri; Centrarchiformes; Sinipercidae. Gene Ontology annotation, molecular function: DNA-binding transcription factor activity, RNA polymerase II-specific; RNA polymerase II cis-regulatory region sequence-specific DNA binding.
AUCCCUAGAUUAAUCUGAUGCUGUGUUUAGUUUGUGCACCACUGCAACAUAUUCACAAUUUGCACAAAACGUUUUUUAAAGUAGAACUGGACAGAUUUAGUGCUGCUGCGAGUGUGCAGUGUUUGGGUUUGACUGUGAGGAAGCAGUGUGGUCGGAGUGUCGGCUCAGAGCUGAAACACUUCCUCGUCCUUAUUUACUCGCAUCACACCGACCUGCAGCGAACAUCAAUAGCUCACAAUCCACCUCAGAGCAGACUGACCUCACAUGUAAGACACUGACUCCAUAUUGUCUUAUCCAGCCUUUUUCUUAUAAGACUUUUAUCUCACUUAAAUUAUAAGUGGGAAUUUUGUGUGUGACGUUAAGAAGCACAGGUGGAAUGUAAAUAUCUGAUGACUUUGAUUUCGAGUGUAUAGCUGGUUUUCCUCCUGAGUGAGUGAUGCCUCGUUCUUUCUUGGUGAAGCGCGGAGGGCUGCACCACCUUCGGCCCGCAGCGAGAAGCCCCGGCCCUGGAUCGACCCCGGUAACGUUUAGCCAGCUAGGAAAAAAGACGGGGUCCUGUUAUACAUCCCUGGAGUACUCCACAGCAGAAACACCACAUAAUAACACAGUGCCCAUCUCAUUAUUGCAGCAGGACCUUCAGGCUGCCAAACACUCCGAUGGAAGUGGGCACCUUCAGCCAUUCAGUCGCAAAUCAUAUGUUUGUAGAUCUGCUGAGCCCUGCAGUCCUGUCAACCCAAGUACUUGCAGCCCCGUGGAGAAAGUCGAAUCUCGUCCUCCUACACCAGCAGUAUGGUCCAGACCUCAUGUGAGCUCAGGAUAUGCAGACAAACUGUCUGUGGGACUGGAAGACUUGACUCAGCACCCUCGCAUCAUGAGGGAGACCAGGAGCAGUGGCUGCUUGAAGAUCAGUGGUCCUAAACAAGAGUGUCCACUCUGUAGCAAAAUAUUUUCAUGUCUGUCCAGUUUGAAGACUCAUGUAUGCAAGAGUCAUGGAAGCACAGCACCUCUGUCACCAGCACACAUCAAGUCCAGCAGGAAAGAUACUGAGCGGUCACCACACAUGGGCAAGGAAAGGACAUUUGGCUGCACAGUGUGUGGAAAAGUGUUCAAGCGCUCCUCCACCCUCUCCACUCAUCUGCUCAUACACUCAGACACCCGGCCCUACCCGUGCCAGUACUGUGGCAAAAGGUUCCACCAGAAGUCCGACAUGAAGAAACACACUUUCAUACACACCGGGGAGAAGCCCCAUGUGUGUCAGAUAUGUGGGAAGGCAUUCAGCCAGAGCUCCAACCUCAUCACCCACAGCCGUAAACACAGGGACGACCGUCCCUACCACUGUACUCGCUGCCUCUACGGCUUCCAGCACAAAGUGGACCUGCGGCAGCACCAGGAGCACCACUGCACCUACCGCUGACUCUGACACAGCCGAGCCAACAUCUUCUUCAGCCUUUUACCAGCGGAAACACAUUGAGCACAGAAAGCUACUGACUGUGUUGUUGUUAUGAUGAAGUCAAAUCUUAAAUCCAAAGCUAUAGCAGUUUAUAUUUUAGACUUAACUGUCUUUUAGGACACUGAGGGAACAAAUAUACUGUUCUUACUCUGCUCACAGGUUUCCAACACAGUAAUACGAUUAUUUCAGGAACCUUGCAGCAAAACAAAAGUUGGAAGUCAUGGUUACCUUGAAUCUAUGGUGUACUUGUUCAGUUGUAAAAAUCCAAAUAGUACUUACUAUUCUGAGUUACCCUCAUGUUAAAUACAUUCUUUUAUAUUUAUAUACAAGGUCUAUGCAAGGAAUUAGGGAAAUGCUGUUUAUUUCCCCACAUGAUUUGUCCAUAUUCUCUGCAGAUCUGUGAUCAUGUGAGGGCAGAACUCCUUUCCCUCUACAGUACGCAGAUUUAACAUUGGAGAAAUGUAGCUUUGACACAGACUGGUGACACUACACGAUUUCUAUACAUCUCUCACUUUGAAAGCAGUUGAAAUGUGUUGAGUAAAUUAUCUAAAUCCAGAAGCUGCCUCAACAGCAGUGCAGUUAAGUACACAAGGCUACAGUGAAUAUUACUUUUCUCCUUACUUUUCUGCAAAUGAUCACAGCGAGAGUGAAUCUGAACCCAAUAAACACAGAUUUCAUUAGUG